AUGGCCAAUUCCAGGGAGAUCCUUGUCAAUAUGAUUCGGGAGAUUCAUGCCCAAGACGAAUCCAAGCACUUCCAGCAAGUUCUUCAGGAUAAGUAUAAGACACUGCACUCCUACAAGGAUUACCUGGAGAACAUCAAAGGUGAAGUCAUGGCCCAUGGCCAUGUGCUCCAGACGGCCAUUGUUGAUGUUCCAACCCCAAGCACGCAGAUUUCUGAGCAUUGGGUGGAUUGUUGGCAGCUGGGCUUUUCCGAUUCAGCUGGCUAUCGUGGCAAACCCAAGCAGGUCUCCAUUGUUGAGUUGGCCAUCAACUUUGUGGAGGACAGUUUUCAAAGUGUACGACGGCCAUUGAGUGUGAGCUUUGACUCGUCCACUGGCCCUGUGGGUAUGUUCAGCAUCAAGCAUGUUGUUGGAUUCACACGGUCACUGGCUGCAAAGAUGGUGCUGGAGUUUUGGUCACAGCUCAAUGAGACUCAGCAGAAGGACUUGUCUCAUGUGUUUGCAUCCUGCCUCACGAUCAAAGUGACCUGGCAAGUUGCAGCCAAUGCAGAGUCAGAGUUCUUUGGCUCUGUGCGGGGCAAGUUCCAGCUGUCCGAGAGCACUAGGCCAGACGUGAUUCAACUGUAUCAUGGUUGGCAAGGCCUCUUUGCAAAGAUGGGAAUGGAGUUCAAUGCAUGCAUCUCUGACCAAAUCAAGAAGUUCAACCAAACAAGCUCAGUGGCUGGUUCUCGUGUGAGUGAUCUGGAGGCACAAAUCUUGAAGGUUUUGCCAUUCCAGCUCAAGUCAUUUGUGGACCUGCUGGAAUCUCAUUGGGAUCGGUUCAAAAGCCCUGAAUCUGCUGUCACGCUGAAAAGCUUGUGUGAAAAGGUUGAUCGCAAGGCACCACCUACAGAGAAUGCAGCCUGGGGCUCCAUUCUGAAGGCGACGCCCGAGAAGAAUUUCAUUUGGCUCCAGCGGCAGAUUGAGAUCUUUAACCAGAAUCAGCGCCAGAUGGCUGGAAACACAAAGAAGAAAGGAUCUCUGGCCUUUCGGGCAGCAGACUUCCAGAAGACCUUGAGCGUUGCAGACUUUGAUAAAGCCAAAUCCUGCUUCUUGAAGGGUAUUUGGGACAAAGAGUUCGUUGAGAAGGUGAAAACGCAAUCAGAUGAGAUCUCCAUGGAGUCAUUUCGCUGGCUCCAGCAAUUCAUUGGAGUGCACAGCACAGUCUUGAGUGUUGAGGAGAGAUCAGUGCAAGCUGAACUUGAGCUGGAAAAAGCAAAGUACAAGGCCAUGUGUCUCAAGCUUGAGGGUGAGCAGGGAAAAUUUCAGAGCUUUGUUCGACAGCUUUCAGAUUGGAAGGCAUCCCAUGCAGCAAGCAGGAGGACGCACUUGCUUGGUGAGAAGGCGAAGUUUGAAGAGGCUUGCCAGACUAUGCAGUCAGCUUCCCUCCCAGUGAGUGUGCUGGAAAGUGGCUUUGUAGUGACACAGUCCUUGAAGUCCUAUGAAGAGUUCUCCCAGCCACGUGCAUACCACGUUCUGCUGUGCGACUUGACGAAGCUGGGCACAGGAUGGUCCAAGCAUAUCAAUGACAUUGUCACCAAGGUCUCUGCAUGUGUGGCACCCAAUAAAGAUGCUUGCUGCCUCAUGAUUGCCCCCAACAGGGCCCGGUGGGGAGAAUCUGACAGUGAGGAAAAGAUCUCUGAGUCAGUUCAUGAUGUUGAAGCAACAUUGAAAGCUGAGAGCGCACAUCUGAUAUGCAGAAGGAUUCAGAUCAUCUUCUCUGAGGAGAGCCUUCAGCAACAUUCCACACGGGCAGCCACCCAUGAUGCUUGGAUGAUUUUGCCAAAUACGGAGUCCGAGUUCAGCAGCAGUGCUCUUUGGAUCCGUCGAGCUGCUCAAGAUUGUCAGGCAAGGCCAACAGGUGAGAUGACCAACCAGAGUGUUGGACACAUCACACUGAACUUGUCAAAGCCUCAGCGUAUGAAGCAGGCAAUGUCGGGUGCUGCCCUUUGGCAGAGCAUCUUCACAAAACUGCUGAGCGGCAUGAAAACUACAAUCCCAGUCUUCAUCACUGACCUGCUCCUCUAUGACAGCUCUGUGGUGGAAGCAAUGCUGCUUCGAAAAGCCCAAUCAAAACAGAACUUCAAGGUUUUGAGCAUCAUCUGGGCAACUGAGAGCACCAAAGAUGCUCAAGCUGUGGCAGAGAAGAGACAAAUCUACAAAUUCUUGGUCCCCCUGUUCUGGCGUCAGAUUGGCAAGAUGCAUGAGAGCAAGGUUCUUGCGCUGGAUGGCUUCAAGAAGGCUGAGCUCAAGCAAGAUAGCAUCAUGCCAAGCCUCAACGAAGGUGACUUUGAAAUGACAUGCCCAAUGCCAUCCGGUGAUAGCUUCUUGCUGCCUUUCAGGCAGUCAUUCCUGGACACAGUGACAUUGACAAGGUUGGUUGAUGACUUUGCGAAGCUUCAAGCAGACCACAACAAUAAGUUCAACAACAAAGGCACCGAGACCUACAAGGCGAAGAAGAGAAAUAUUGAGACGCCAGAUGUGCAGCCUGUGCGAAUCGAGGCAUGCAGUGAUGUGGAUGGCAAGGUGGUGUCAGAGAAUGCAGACUACUGCCUGAUGAUUCACAAGGAUGGACUGUACAUCAAAGGCAAGAUCGAUUGCACAGCAGCAUGUGGCCCCCUGGUCUUGGCCUAUGGUGAGUACCACACAGAUGGAAAGGAGCAUAAGAACAGCUUGAAGUUCCAGAUGAAUGACACAAAGUUUACCGGCUGGUUCAUGAAGGAUGAGGUGGAGGGAAAGAUGACCUUGGAGGAUUUCUUGAAGCAGAUGGAGAAUGACAAGGUUGUCAAGCCCUUCAUUGCUGCUCAUGAGUUGGAGUAUGAUGGCACUGGGUCUGUUGCUGUGAAGGCUACGGAGGAAUGUGUCUUUGAAAUCAAGAAGCUGGCGGCCAAUAUGGAGGUGACCAGUCAAAAUGCUUUGAGUCAGCUCACGAGCAACAUCAAGUUUGACACCUUCGAGUAUGGUGAUGGCAAGUUGGCCAGCGUGAUGAUGAGGCUGAAAUUCAUUGAGCAGUCCAGCAGCCCAGCUGGGAUUUACCCCCAGAAACCAGGGCUGUUUUUGAAAGCGCCUUUGGAAAUCAAGCAAGGCAAGACUUACAAGAUUGGGUAG
Molecule: messenger RNA, 3144 nt
Organism: Durusdinium trenchii
Lineage: Eukaryota; Dinophyceae; Suessiales; Symbiodiniaceae
Source: the annotation of a GenBank genome assembly